Molecule: messenger RNA, 908 nt
Organism: Pyrus x bretschneideri (Chinese white pear)
Lineage: Eukaryota; Viridiplantae; Streptophyta; Magnoliopsida; Rosales; Rosaceae
Exons: 1
Coding region: 74-814 (246 amino acids)
Source: RefSeq, a predicted model, not a curated record
UCAUCCUCUAUAUUCACCAAUAUUUCAACUUUCAAAGAGUUUUUGUUUCCUAAAAAUCCUCAAUAUCUCAUCAAUGGGUGAUAGAAGAAUGCGUAGUAUGGCAAUGCAGAUGGAACAAUACCAAGCAAUGAUGGAGAUUGAGGAUGCAGAAUUGUUCAAUGCUGAAGUUGAACUUAUCAACUCGUUUAUGCAAUCUGAGCACGAUGGCGAAUCUAGCCAUCGUGGUUCUGUCACGGGACGUUCAUAUGUGCAGCGUGAUAGAGAAGAGUGUCAUGAUCGAAUGAUGAAAGAUUAUUUCAUCGAGCGUCCGAGAUUUCCUGCUCAUGAUUUUCGGAGGCGGUUUCGGAUGAGGAGAGAGCUUUUUGAAAGCAUCUUGAAUGCAGUUGUCAAUCAUGACCACUACUUUGAACGGAGGGUAGAUGCCACAGGCCGACAAGGUCUAUCACCUCAUCAGAAGCCCACAUUUGCUUUUCGCAUGCUAGCUAAUAGAUGCUCUGCAGACUCAACUAACGAGUAUUGCCGCCUUGCAGAAAGUACUGCUAUUGAGAACCUGAAGCGCUUCUAUAAGGCAAUUGAAGGCAUAUAUGGAGCCACAUACCUCCGCAACCCAAAUCGUGCAGACUUGAAGAGGCUUCUACGCAAGGCAGAAAAAAAAGGCUUCCCUGGCAUGAUAGGAAGUCUCGAUUGUAUGCAUUGGGAGUGGAAGAAUUGUCCUACUGCUUGGGCUGGCCAAUUCAAGAGCCGUCAUGACAAGCCAACCAUCGUGCUCGAGGCUGUGGCGUCUUACGACACAUGGAUUUGGGUUUUUGGGUGAAUUUUGAGUUAAAUUGGAAGAUAAAUUGGAAGAAUUGUAAGAGAAAUUUGAGUUUUGUGUGGAUGUUUGAACAAAUACAUAGGUAUUUAUAGAG